Messenger RNA from Penicillium atrosanguineum, 2646 nucleotides. It is a transcript of the gene facB, whose product is annotated as C6 transcription factor FacB/Cat8. The transcript has 3 exons. Gene Ontology annotation, biological process: DNA-templated transcription; regulation of DNA-templated transcription. The record is from RefSeq and is a predicted model, not a curated record. Lineage: Eukaryota; Fungi; Ascomycota; Eurotiomycetes; Eurotiales; Aspergillaceae. Gene Ontology annotation, molecular function: zinc ion binding; DNA binding; DNA-binding transcription factor activity, RNA polymerase II-specific. Bases 1 to 2646 code for a protein of 881 amino acids.
AUGCCCGGUAUCUUGCCCAUGAAAGUGAUCAAGGUCGGUGGCACCGGCACUCAAAGCCGGAUCGCCCAGGCCUGUGAUCGUUGCAGAAGUAAAAAGAUUCGUUGUGAUGGCGUCCGACCAUGCUGUACCCAAUGCGCCAAUGUUGGGUUCGAGUGCAAAACGAGUGAUAAACUGAGCCGCCGCGCGUUCCCCCGUGGCUAUACUGAGUCCUUGGAGGAACGUGUACGAUCUCUGGAAACAGAAGUCAAAGAUCUGAAGGAUUUACUGGACGAAAAGGAUGAGAAGAUCGACGUUCUCUCACGGAUACACUCGUUUUCGUCGCCUUCCCAACGCGCCAUGUCCUCACGGUCUCCAUCUGCGCCUACUUGCAGAACGACCAAAUCUCCUGGCUUGGAUGCGGGAGAGGGAGUUGUUCAUGUCGAGCGAUCACAUAUUCAGAAAUCAUCCGAUAACCCCUAUACAGCCCUCUCGAGCACUCAAGGGUUUGCCGGUGUUUUUACCGAUAAGCUUGUCAGUCAGGGGAAGUCAGUGUCGAGAAUCCCCACCAAAGUAUUGACCAAAUUGUCUGCCCCUGUGGCCCGCGGAUCUCCCAACCAAGUCGUGAAGACACCUCCACGGCUGGUGUCGGACCAGCUCAUCAAUAUUUUCUUCCAAGAAUGGGCUCCGCUGUACCCCGUGGUGCAUCGCCCAACCAUUUUGAAAGCUUACGAACAAUUCUUAAACAACACCGAUUCUUUGAAAAAUGAUGUUCAUGCAAUGGCACAGUUGAAUUUGAUCUUCGGGAUCGCUGCUUUGUCUUCAAAUUCGAGGACCAACCAGGACCCCACCUUCUUCGAGGAGAACUGGACCGCUGCUCUCGAUUCAUUCGUAAGCGAUACUUCUGUCGCAAGUCUGCAGUGCUUUGUUCUGGCCCAGGUCUACUGCAUGACCAAAGCCGAUUACCGCAGCUUGCUUCGCUAUCGCGCUCUUGGUGUGGAUAUUUGCCAUCAAAUGGAUCUUCACCAGAACCGGGAGGACACUUCCUCCAACCCGUUAGAGGGAGAAACUCGCAGGAAGGUCUUCUGGUGCCAAUACAUACUGGACCGAUUCUCUUCUGCCUUGACUGGAAUGCCUACUCUUUUACGUGAGGAUGACAUUCAGACUGAGUAUCCCGUUGAUGUGGACGACGAAAAUGUCACCGAGACCGGUUUCUUGCCCACUCUCCCUGGUGAAUCCACUCGCAUCUCCAGUGCUCUUGCCCUAUUCUCCGUCUCGAGAAUUCUGAACAAGGUUUUGGAUGACUUGUUCCCUUCAAAGUCAAAUUACGACGUCUAUGUUUCGAAGAUGCAUACAUUGGCAGGGCAGCUGGAUGACUGGCUGUCAUCAUUGGCCCCGCAUCUUCGUCUUGAGUUCUCUCAGGACAAGCCCAGUACAAAUGUUACAAGCAGCCGGUCACCACUUUUAUCUCUUGUUUAUUACUUCAUUCGGUCUCUAAUUCAUCGCCCCGCCGUAUGCUUUGCUGAAGAACAUCUUCGCUCUCCAUCCGUUCUCGCGCUCUCUGAUUCCUCAAAGCACAUUGUGCAGAUUCUCGAGCUAUUGGAUGAACGACGACUAUGCCUUUCCUUCAGCAUCAACCGAAAGGAGUUGGUCUUCUUCUCUGGUCUGGGACUCUUGUGGCAAGCCUGGGGUCUGAAGCGGGGCAGUAAGCUAGCUCAGGAGAGUCAGAAGCUUCUUUCUACUGUCAAGGAGCAGCUUGGGCAAAGUUCCUCGACGGCAGCGGCUGAAUUUGGAAUCUUGGCCGGUACCCUAGUUUCACUGGACAACCUGAAUCGGGGAGCCAUCACCGGCACCGAGUCACAGGUAAUGAUGGCCCCAACCCACAAGCCUGCUUCGUCUCCCAAGAAACACCUGCAGUCUUUGAAGUCUCGCCUCACCGGGGCUUUCGGGGAUCAAUCACCCAAGCAAGCUUCUUCACCUUCCCGCCGUAACACCAUUUCCGGUGGCACUCCUCCAACUGCUCAGUCACUUCGGUCUCCAAGCUGGACGAGUCUUCCUUCAUCGCAGCCCGACCAAUUUUCAGCCCCCCAAUAUCAUGCCGCCCGUGGACAUUCAUCGCUGGACCUUGCUUCAAACCCCCGGAUGAUGUCCUCAUCCAUGGGAUAUGAUUAUGCACGAGCCAUGUCAACCUCUACCCCAUCGGAAAACCAAUCUGGGCCCAUCACGAUGGCUGACUGGGAGUACGUCCUGAGCGACAUGGACCGAGGAUAUUCGAACAUCUUCACGGGCAUCUACGGUGGAAAGGAGUGCGGCGAGGACCCCGGUCCAUUUGCCUCUAUCACGGCCGAGUACAAUCGCGAUCACAAGCCGCUCAAUGAUGCUUCACAUGUGGUACCAGCCCCUCCUGACAUGAACGAUUUGUCACCCGAGGCUUGGUCCGCGAGCAGUGGGGAAUUUGCCACAAUACAGGAGCCCACACAGAGUGUUCUUAGCUAUUCUGGCGAGAGCAUGGGCAGUGCAGACGAUAAUAUGCAUCCGUUCCCGGACCUCUCGGUCCGUCCGGACGAUAUGAACUUUAUCGACCCAUUCCACGCCAUGACAAUGCCUCUCAAGGAAGACAAUGAUGAGUUUGGUUUGGUUCACGGCUGGGACCGACGGCUGGCCGUCUGA